UCGAGGAGGCACCAGUGAUUUCCUGUCGAGGUUAGUCGUUCGCGCGUUAGUGGACUGACUGGUCGGAAAUUAAAUUGGUCGUCUAUUAAAAAUAGUUGCUUUUAAUCUUUCACCCUCGCCGAGUCGAACGGGAGAAUCGUUAAAUGUUUCCUCUGGUCACGGGUGGUCCUACGAUACGCUGUGUCGACUACCACGGUCGUGCCAUUAGGUGGAAUGGGAGCUGUUGAGAAAGUAUAAAAGAGCUGGAGCAACGCUGCAGCGACGGUCGGAUUCCGAGGGGCUCCGUUGAUUUGGGAUCAUUGGUAUUGUUUCUCGACCGAUUGACAAUACGAAUCAUCCGACAAUGACCCUCUCACAGACUAGCGUGUUGAAGCUGUAUAAUACCGUGAUUGAAGAUGUAAUAGCGGGAGUACGAGAAUCAUUCUUGGAUGAAAGUGUAGACGAGCAAGUUUUACAAGAGCUCAAGCAGAUAUGGGAGACGAAGCUCAUGUCCAGCAAGGCGGUGGAAUUAAAUCCAGACCCACCAGAACCACAACCUCCUCAGCUUAACACUCACAAAUCGGUCGCAGCCAGUAAAGCUGCCAACGUAGGUAAUGUUGGAAACCACUUUGUGCAACAAUCGCAACCUGUUCCCCCCAUACAGCAGCCUCAACAGCACCCGCAAUCACAACCCCAACAGCAGCAACAACCCCAGCCGCAGCAGCAACAGCAGCAGCAUGCCCAUUCGGCUGGCAUACCUGUACAGCAACACGCCAAUAUGCCAGUACAACAAGUUGUGGCUGCACCAGCAACAGUUUUAGAACGACAAGUGCCUCUUCAAAUUACAUUACCAAAACAAGCUGGUGUACCAGACGCUGAACAACGUGUUCUAACUAUACAAGUUCCUGCUUCGGCAAUUCAAGGUAAUCAACUGCAUACUAUCUUGACGGGUCCUGUAAUUACUGCAGCAAUGGGAUUACCAGCCAAUUUAGCAUCUACAUUACUACAGCAACAUGUGAAUGCCACGUUUCAAGGUCAGGCAGCUUUGACACCUAUUCAAGUGAAUCAGCCUGUACAAGUUGUCACACAAAGCACAAACAACGUGGUGUCGCAAAGACCAGUACAGAAUCAGCAGGGUAAUAUAGCUCAAUUAGACGGACCUCUUGGUGAUUCAUCGGAUGAUGAUGAAGAAGAAGAGGAAGAAGACAAUGAUGACGAUGAUGAAGAUCUUGAUGAUAAAGAGGAAGAAGAAAAUGAAGAAGCAGCUGCUCGUGAGGAGGAGCCACUCAAUUCGGAAGAUGAUGUUACAGAUGAUGAUCCUACUGACUUAUUCGAUACGGAUAAUGUUGUUGUAUGUCAAUAUGAUAAGAUCACCAGGAGCAGAAACAAAUGGAAAUUUUACCUAAAAGAUGGUAUAAUGAACUUAAAUGGAAAAGAUUAUGUAUUUCAAAAAGCUAACGGAGAUGCCGAAUGGUGAAUUCCUUCACAGUGAAGAGUGCACGCCAUUUAUAACUCUAGGACAUUUCGAGGGCAGCCAAUGUCUACACUCGUACCGGAGACGAGUUUUCGUGAUUGUAAGAAUCAACUGAAUGACCUAUGAACCUGCAAUCACGAAGCAGUGUUGUGAAUAAAAUUAUUAAAUGCAGGUGGCGGAGAUUGGAUUUGUCGAGUAAGCUUUUGGGACACCAGCUAAGAUCACGAGUGCAUUUUACAUUAUAUGUUUAUUUCCUGUAGUUUGCAACAAGGGUUUAUUUCCAAUCAUCGGGCUACGUUUAACACUUUGUUGGUAAAGUUUAAGCGUCGAAAUAUUAUUUAUAUGUGUAGUAGUCCAAAAGUGGUGCGAGUUGCAAAUCGUAGUUUUUGGAUAUUGCUAGAUUAUGGCAUGCUAUCUUGUUUUAAAUGAAGUAUUUUAUAUUUUCCAUUGAAAGUACAUAAAAUCGAGCCGUUCCGACAGACGCAAUCUGUACUAUAUAUCGUUUCUUCUUAAUCUACGGUUCAUAUGAAUCAAUUUAAUUACUUCGUGAAUAAGAGGUCCCAGACUUGUCAUAAAUUUGGAAAAAGUAUUGGUCGAUGACAUCGGCAUAGUCAAACCCAAUAGAUCUAUGUUAUUUAAAGAAUUUGAUAUCAGUUCUGCAUCCUCUAUGAACGUGGAAUAACUGUAAAUAAACAAAGACAAACCGCAUUUCACGGUAUAUGCAAAAAUGCUUAAACAAAUAAACGUAUCUUAUAUUAUUGUCAA
This is a messenger RNA of Orussus abietinus, 2218 nucleotides long. RefSeq names its product transcription initiation factor IIA subunit 1 (gene TfIIA-L). The record is from RefSeq and is a predicted model, not a curated record. Gene Ontology annotation, biological process: transcription by RNA polymerase II; transcription initiation at RNA polymerase II promoter. The coding region runs from base 344 to 1456 and encodes 370 amino acids. Gene Ontology annotation, cellular component: transcription factor TFIIA complex. Lineage: Eukaryota; Metazoa; Arthropoda; Insecta; Hymenoptera; Orussidae. The transcript has 7 exons.